CGGGCAUCUUUUACUUCCGGUUGUGAAAUUAAGGCGACUGAGCUGUCAACAGUCAAGUUAAUUUUUAACUAACGGGAAAAUAAAAACGGAAAUCUGCUCAAGAAAUAUUGUGUAUGGUUGUGUAAAGUAGAGAAUAAAUGCCAAAGAAGUUUAAGGGAGAGAACAGCAAGGCAGCUGAGGCCCGAGCCAGAAAGGCGUCAGCUCAGGCCGAGGCUGCCGAGAGAAAACAGCAGGCCAUAGAAGAUGAAUACUGGCGGGAUGACGACAAGCAUGCACUGAAAAAACAGCAAAGGAAGGGUGAAAAGGAGAAGAAAAGACAUGAACAGUUAGAAAGGAAAAAGGAACUUCAGAAACUUCAUGAUGAGGAAAUGGCAUCCAUUAAAAAGUCUGGUCCAGUUCCUCAGACCAAAGUCACUCGAGCUGAAAUAGAUAGGCACAAGGAGUCAGAGCAGAAGGCCAGACAAGAAGCUGCUAAAAAGCAGAUGAAAGAAGAGGAGGAGCCACCUAUAGAAGAGAAUUUAAAUCGACUCCAGAUCGAGGGUCACGAGGCCAGAUCUGUCACAGAGGCUCUGUCAGUCUUAAGCGACAAACCUGAAGAGGUGGAUCUGCAUCCAGAAAAGAGACUGAAAGCCGCUUACAAAAAGUUUGAGGAUGCCAACCUCCCCACCCUAAAGCAGGAGAACCCCAACAUGAAACUGUCACAGCUUAAACACAUGCUCUGGAAAGACUGGCAGAAAUCCCCGGAAAAUCCACUAAACCAGAGGAAAGCAGCCUCAUGAUGGAGAGUGGCUAUGUCACACGAUAUAAUCCCUAAGCAGAUUCAGUUUAAGUGCUACCAGCCAUCUAGUGUAGAAGCAAAAUAAACAAAAACAACAUUGUCAUGGAUUGUUAUCUAAAUGUGUAAAACUUCUUACAAUGUAAUUAUACAUUAUGUAUGCAUGAUUAAACAUGUGGUGAAUCUUUUUUUGGGUUAGGGUUUCAAGGAAAAACUGCAUUUGAAUAGUAAAUAAUUAUAUUUUACGUCAAGUGGUGCUCUAGAAAAUUUAAAAAUGUUUUAUUUAUACAUUACUGUCCUUGGGUACAGUUAACGUCUACAAUAAUAUUUGACUGGAAAAGAAUUUAAAAUUGGAAAAUUCCCUACAUAAACAAGUUUAAUUACCAGUAAAUGCAAUAUUUGUUUCUUUUGAAGUGAUAAUUGCAUGCAGUACUGUAGACAUUUAACAUAUUGUUGAUGUCUCUCCGAUUCAAAACAAAUGUAAAAAUUUCCAUGCAUCAAAGUGUCAACGUUCCUUUGACUAAAAAAAACAAAACA
Molecule: messenger RNA, 1312 nt
Organism: Saccostrea cuccullata (small rock oyster)
Lineage: Eukaryota; Metazoa; Mollusca; Bivalvia; Ostreida; Ostreidae
Product: coiled-coil domain-containing protein 124-like
Exons: 6
Coding region: 138-779 (213 amino acids)
Biological process (GO): transcription by RNA polymerase II
Cellular component (GO): nucleus
Molecular function (GO): transcription coactivator activity
Source: RefSeq, a predicted model, not a curated record